GCAAUGGAUUUCUGAACCAUACAUUUAUCUCAUACCUGCACCGCGAUGCAAAAAUGUCUGCUCGCCCGUAUUUCGGCUAGUAUUCCAUAAAGUUGCCGUCAACAAUUUUAGGGAAACUUGAUGUGCAAAUUAGUCGUCUGUUUUGUCCAAAGUUAGAAACACCUUGGGAUCGAGCGCCUUUGAUAAAUCAUCUAUCGAAUUGCAUAAAUUGUCAAUUAUGCGGAUGUGUUAAAAGGCGAUCAAAUAGCGCCCAGUGAUUUUCCGUGUACGCCAUUAAGUACAUUAUUGAAUGUUUGUAUGUGACAGUCGACAGCGAAACGCAGAACUGCAAUUGACAUUGUUAGCACUCGCAAUCUAACUACUAAUUAAUAUAUUGGAGGUGUUUACGUGUACAGGAGGAUUGAGUAGGAGCGACUCGGGUUCAACAAACAGCCAGGUUCCUGCGUGCGGUGCCAUGGGACAUUAGCUGCAGUGAUUGCUUCGCAGAUAUCCUUUGUGAUAUCUCCGCACAUCAUAAGCCAACCUAAAGCCGACAUUUUUAUAUGUAAACAAUGGAUGAAAAUACAGAGUACCAAGACGGCGAGGUGGUUUGGGUGAAGCUAGGAAAUUGUUGGUGGCCUGGUGAAGUAUGCAGUGAAAGUCGGUUGCCGAAGGGGAUACUGAGCGCAGUGAAAAAACGACCUCUGGUCAUUGUUCGAUUCUUCAAAGAGACCAAAUAUGAGUACGUAAAAAAUAUAAAAAAUAUUUGCAAAUACAACGACUCGAGGAAAAAUGAAUUUAUCAAGAAAGGACUGGAUCUCCUCAGGAGCAAUAAAAAAUAUAUGGAGAAGUUUCCUUCGGACGUAUCACAUGCCGAAAAGCUAACCAACGGAGAUGUGGACAUAAUUUCGCGCGAACAGUUUAGUCCAGUUAAAAAAGUUUCCUACUCCAAUAUAUUCGGUGAUAGUGCAACCAAAAAGAAGAAUAAUGGCAGUAAAAAAUCUCCUCGACAAGUUUCUGGUGGUAGGAAGACGAGAGUGUCCCCGAUCAUGCAGGAGGUUAAGCCAAAAGUAAAUCUUGUUAUCACGACUGUAUCGAAUAUAACACCGCGCCAAACAAGCGCACCAUCAGACGCAUAUAGUUGCAAAAUGUGCCCAUUCACGACAGCGCGUUGCAAUAUUAUGAUAAUGCACAUGAAAACACAUACAAAAAGUAGCACACCAAGUCAAGCUGAAGAGCGUAGUAUUCAGAGUCAGCGAGAAGCAGAGAAACCCACAAAAGAAGUUAAAGAAGUUUUACGGGUGUGUGUAUCCCGUCGAGAAUCUUCUGAUUCUGAAAGGCUCGACACUGACACGGAAAAUGAAGAGAGCGAGGAAGAGGAGGAAGUAGAAGAAAUAAUCCCUGUGGAACCUCCUAAAAAACGCAGGCAACCUAAGAAACCGGGCUUGAAACAUAUUAUUUUGGCCGACUGGAGUGAAGAUGACGAUGAAGAAGAAGAGACAAGUGUGGUUCAAAAACCACAAGAAGAUAUCAACGAUGCUAGUGGAUCUAGCACUGAAAUGAUCGAAAAUCAAUCUCCCAAUGUCUUGGAUAAUUCAAUUUCGCAGCCAGAUCAGGAGGUGCAGAAAGAAACAGAUAACAGUGCAACCCCAGAUAAAGUCCCUACUACGCCCAAAUACCGUAAUAUACCCAAAAAAGAUAGAAGGGACAUUAUUUUAAGUGAAUUCAAUACUCCAAACAUCCCCGUGAAUGAGGAAAACGAUAAAAUCCAAACAAAUUCCCCUUCAUUGGAGAGCGAUCAGCAGAUAUCAAACAAUGUUGAAACUCCUCCAGACGCAAAUACCGAAACUAGCAAGAAUAGUUUAGAAUCUCCCACCAGUGCAGUAGUGAAUACAAAAGAUGGUUUGGAAGGUGUCCUUUCAAAAGAGGAAGAUACACCGUUAAUUCGAAUAAAUACAGAAGUCGAAGUUGCCCCAUCGUCUGUGGAGAAACAAAAAUCGACGAAAACCAUUUCCUGCUUUGAUUUUAAGGAUGACGAGGAAGCCGAUGCUGACACCUUUUUCCCAACAUUGAGUAAGCUAAAAGAAAAAUAUCUGUCUCCAGAUAAAAGUAAAUCAGUUGAAGAUGAGAAUUCUACAUCUACGGAACAAGAACGGAAGGCAAUCGAGCAAAAAGAUGAACAGUUAGUGGCGGACAUCGAGAACCUUUUGAAUACUACUAUAACACCAGAGUUAUUAAAAGGUGAAACCGAGUCUAUUCCGCAUGACGUACGUGCGUUACCACCAAAAGAACGCGGUAAGCGUAUUUUCAAAUCUCGCAACCGACCUAGAUUUGACAAGGUAGAAACCGAGGUGACAACAGAUAUUCAAUCGAAUUUCACCGUAAGUCAGCAACCAUGUAAAGAAACCAACGAACUGAAUGUGAAUACACCAAAUGACAAAGCGUUACCUAGUCAAAUGGAAAUUUCAACCCCAUCUGAUAAAAUCGACAAGGCAGAUUCUGACGAGAAAGAAAAUACGAAUAUUUCACUUUCAAAUAAUGACUCAUUGACGACUGAGCCGUCGGGAAACAAUGAGCAGAAUAUUUUAACCCCGGCCAGAGAUGAUGAAUCGGAGUUGCUGAAACCUGAAGACCAUGAAGUUGUAUGCAUCGAAGAACCUCCACAAUCUGAAACUGUAGACGAAAAUAUGCACUUCGAUACACCUGCACAAAUGGACGAGCAGCGUGAUAAUAGAAGCUAUAAUGCAGAAGAGACGGAUGCUGUGUCGAUUAAAGAUGACGGAAAUUCCGUAGACCAAAUGAACGAGGCAAUAUUUGUAGAAGACAACGAGUCGAUCGAUUCGACAAUAGUGGAAGUUUCUGAGGGAAACUCAAACCUUCCAAUGACUGAUAAUGAACAUGAUUUAAUUGUGCUAGCAGCUGCAGAAACUUUGAUUUCUAUACCUUCUAAGCUAUGCGCAGAAAAUCGAUUGGAGGCAGCUAAUGUGCUCCAAUAUCAAACAGAAGAAAACUCAGAUAACAUUGCCCCGAUAAGUAACAUUGCUCCACAGGUGGCUCCGGAGGACGAUCACUCAAUUUUGAUUAGUGAAAAUACAUCGUUAACAAAUGCUAAUGUAGAGAAUUCGGAAAUAGAUGACUAUCUACCAUCUCAACAAGAAAUAACUGAUAAUGCGGAAAAGUCAGAAGUUGCAGAUAAUAUAGUGCCUCAGAAAGAGGAAAGCGAUAACGUGGUCGAUCUUGAAGCGGAAGAUAAAUCUCUGCAACAAGAGGAAGUAGCCGAUGUGCCACAGAUGACUGUAGAAGCACCAGUUGCAGUAGAAACGGAAAAUGAAAUAGUUGAAGAAGUUCCAAUUUCGGGACGAUCCAGAAGGUCGAAAAGCCAAAAAUCCCGUAAAGUCGCGAAGCGGGAGGUGUUGAAGGAUGAUAUAAAUGAUGUUAACGUGGACAAUGUUAUAUGUGAAGAUGCUCCCAUGAAAUCACCUGAAAGAAAGAUAGAAGAAAAGGUCGAAGUAGCGACUGAAGGAGAUAAUAUAACUGAGAUCAAUCAAAUCUCACGGAUUGGAAGGAAGUCAAGAAGAAAUAAAGGAAAAGACGACAAUGAUUACAACAAGAUUGAUACAAAAGAAACGUCAGAUACUGUUGUCGAAACUUGCAACGAGGAGAUAGAGUUGGGAACUAGUCGGCAAGAUUCCGUGCAAAGUAGUGAACCCUAUGAUGGUGCGGAUGAUCCUAUACCUAAAAUAAUUCCUCCAAGUCCAUCUUCAGGUAAAAAGAAACGCGAAAAUAAAGAAGUAGCAGACAAUACAGAAGAUUUCGACGAAGAACAUACCGUUUCAUCCCAUAGAAGGCAUGCAAAGCAAAAACGGAAAAAGAGCAAGAAACCGUCGAAACGUGAACACAUCGCCUCAGAAGCACCCACUUAUAAGGAAGACGUAGAUAUUGAACCGGCCACUGCAGAACCUACGAUCCAAAUCGAAAACGCAGAUAUGGAAGCUUUAGCAAGAGUUCCUUGUGACAUCAAUGAGACCGAUAACCAAAACGUCGAAGCGACCCAUACUGAUGCAUGUAACAAACCAGUAAAUGAGCCAGAAAUUGCUUGCCCGACCAUUGUCGAAAAGCAAAUUGAUUUGGAUUUCGAAAAACUUGAUCUAGACCAAUUACAGUCACAACCAGAACAACACGAAACCACUUUGAGCGCACUAACAGAAGAUAACUUUGCAAAGCCGCCCGAAGAGACUUCAGAAGCGCCAGAAGCUUCGGAGAUAUUACCAAAUGCGACAAGCUGCAAGGAAAAUGCACUGAACUUGGACUUGGGUUUAGCAGCUGAACCUGUUGCAGAUAUUUCGAACGAAAAGUUAGACGAAAAUGUGAAAAUAUCUCACAACCUAUCAACCCCGUCAGUAGAAGUAAACCAAUGUAAAAACAAUGAACUGCAGCUCGAGGCGAUCGAGGAUGAUACAAAAAGAGAAAUUACUAAAGAGCAAGAACCGAUAUUGAUUUCUGCAGAGUUGAAUGUAUCUCCUAACGUUACGGAAAAUAAUAUUCCCGAAAACUAUUCGGAGGGUGAGAACCACCAGGAAUCAGACUUCGAUGUAGAUAGCGAAAAACCUCCUAUGAAUGACUCGGGUCCUCCUCAAGAAGAGGUAAUCAAAGCAACUGACAAAAGUGAGACUGAAUAUAAUGAGGUGAUAGUUGAACAAAUUGAACAUAAUGAAGGUAUGGACAACAACGUCGUUAUUGAAAACAGCAUUCCCAUCUACGAAAUUAUUGACGAAAGCGUAGAGAGAGACGACGAAGGUAUCGAUGAGACGAAAGAUAUGACAGAAUCGCAUGAAGAAAAAGAAAUGAAUGCUGCUGAGCAGAUAUUAGAUGAAAUAUCGAAUCUAACCUCAAGCAUUGACAUCAUUCUAGAUGCAGAAAGAGCAGAAGAUGAGGUUGAACUUCGUUUCGAAGGAAUGGUUAAAUCGGCGGAAAUGGAAGAGACAAUUCAAAUGAAUCCUGAGACGGAAACUGAAAAUUCUAAAAAUAAUGAGACUGAUGUUAGGUGUAAUGUACCAAUCAGUGAAAAUACCGAAACGCCUGAAGUUGAGUUCCCCACAGAAAAAGAAAUGUUUGAUAGAAGUGAAGGACAAGUGUCUUAUGACGAUCACAAAGAAGAUGGUGACAAAAAUUAUGAUGAAAGUGAUCCUUUAGCACUAAAUCCCGAACCUGUAGACACAACUGAAGAGUUGGAAAACGGAAACAGUAGGAAACGCAAAAAUCAUUUGAAAUAUACGCCUCCAAAAGUGUUUGUCCAGAGUGAAUCGUCGUCUGCCCUGUCUCCGGAUUAUGAAAAGCAUGAAAUUUUACCGGUUGAAGAAAUAAAUGAGAACGUGGCACCACCAAGUAUGCAAGUGAAUGAUGCAGCUUCCGUCGAUAAUAUACGCAAUGAGUCGUUAGUUGUAGAAGUGAGAGUCCUGGAUCAAAGUGGAGAAAUUAUAACUAAUGAAAUGGAAUGCAGCAGAAGUCAAUGCAGCAGCGUUGCAAACGAUCCUAAAGAUAUUCCAGUUAUCACAACGUUAGGGAUAACAGAACAAGAUAAUACACUUUCGCAGAAAUCACCGACACCGCUAACUGUCAAUAUGCUCAGAUUUGACUGCGAGCCAACUAUCCAACCAAGUCAGCCAUUUAAGUCGAUCAGAGAAACGGGUAAGAUAGAAAAGGCAAGACAGAGUAAACCAAAAGAUGAAUAUAUUGGUGGGUCCAAUAGCUUCGAAACUUCUCCUGUUUCCGUAAUAUCUGCACCAGUUCCCGAAUCGAAGCCUUCGGGGAAACGACGACUUUCUAGACUUAAAGAUCAAAUACCCAAACCACAAGUGACGGCCACUAUCUCGGAGGAAAUUCAAGAGCGUUUCAAAGUUUAUAGUUUUGAUGAGCAAAGCGAUGGAAUUGAAGUUCCUAAGAAAUCUAAAUACUCAACUUCAAAGGAAAAUAAGAACGAUAGAAACACUUCUAGAGCAGACGGAAAAAGCCAUAAUACUUCAGAAGGAUCAAAGUCAUAUAGUAUGCCACCCGAAAAGCCAAAAUAUAGCAGAUCAAGGCAAGUAAACUUGCAAAACGUGUCAGAUGUGUGUAUUCCUAAAUUUCCUAAAAUCGAUAGAUCAAAGAGGACAAUUUCACACCCAGAAUCAAAUGUGCUCACAAGAAAUGAAAUCGAAGUGAAGGAGACAAAGACGUUAAAUGACAAUUACCUACUGCCCUAUGGUAACACCACUAUGGAAAAUACUAGCUCUUCGAAUGUUCACCUUACAACACCGACCUCAACUAAAUUGGGCAGACGUGAAUCGCCGUCUAACUUAAAUUCUUCUGUAAUUGAAAUGGAUAGCCCACUCGCAGUAAGAGAUGCCCAUACAACAACACGUAGCUUAAGCGCUUUUAGAUUAUCGCAACCUCAAGUGAAUGUCGUAAUUGACUCUGAGCCUAUAUCAAAUUACGGCGAAAUUCGAUCAAAUACUUCUUCAACGCCUGUUUUCCCGACAAACACUACAUCUACUAGCAAAAAGAAAAGUACAAGACCAUCUCAAAGUAAAAGAAGCAAACAACAACAGCCACAACAAGUGCAGAUUCAGUCGCAGUUUCUUCCGCAUAAUUUCUAUGAUCCCUUUUCCGCACAACAAUCUUUUGAAAUGAAUGUGCAGCCAACCGGAGUUAUGACUAAAGAAGGGAAAAGCCCACCCAAAGAAAAGAGUUCUCGGAAACAAAUCUCGAAUAGUUUAGAAGAACCAACUCCGUCAUUCACGUUGAAUCAAGGGUCGCCUAUGGAAAGUCGAGGGCACGUUAUCAGUUCACAAACGAUAGUGAUGACUGGUCCGCCCCUUACUCCGGCGAAGGGCCCUGUGAUAAAAACAUGUGCAGGUGACCCACUGUUUAUAACAAGUAAAGGCAACCUUAUUGCAAGUAACUCGAGUACAACAACAUAUUCGACCGCAUAUCUAGAUAGUCAGCAACAUCAACAACGAGAGCCAGAACUGAUUCAUAGCGUAGCGCCGUUCACAUCACAAACCUCAAGUCAAGUCACAUACUCUGCUUCCUCGCCGAAAAUAGCAAUGGUGGAGAGUCGAACACAGGGUACGCAAGUGCAGAGCAGGCGUACUUCUAACACUGCUGAUAUAUCUAGAGAUAAGUCAUCCUGCAACUUGGCUGAAAUUAAACGUCUUGAACAGAAACCAACCGGGAAAGUACUCACGGCUCAUGGUUUCAAUGAACUCGCACCGGUUGAGGGAGGCGUGAUGCACGGGAAAAUGUCAGUACGCGAGAGUGGUUCAGUAGACUUGCCGAUUUUAGUACCAAUCGGUGAGCCGCAUGCUCCCGCACAAAGAAUGACAACGAAAAGAUCUUCACACGGCACUAAAGACGUGGCAAGUGGGCCAUCGAGAAGCUCAAAACAAAUGAGAAAUAAUCAUGGAAAUGGAGUUUCGCAGCAAAAUUUACUUUCUGGGACCGCGACAUUUGAAGACAGUGGUGCACACCUAAUACGGGAUCAUUCAAAGCAAGGACUUACUGAAAAUGUGGAAGCAAUGUUCAAUCAACAGUCCACGCAAAUCCAAACGACCGUAUCACCGCCACAACAAAAGCAUCAUACGCCUCAACAACAACAGCUUCACCAUAAUCAGCGACAAACACAUCAGCCGCAGCAUUAUCAACUAAUGACACAAAAUCAAGUAGUUGAUCAUCAAGGUCAACUUCACAUACAAGAUCAGCAACAUCAAUUGAACAAUCAGCAAGCGCACCAAAUGAAACUCUACCACCAUCAGCAGCAAAUGCAAACCGAGCAGCAGCAACCGCCUAUGAGACAAACACAGGCAAAACGCAGAAAGGCAGAUCAUGAUCAUAUGAGUGCAACGCAACAGAAAAAGAUGCAGCAACAAUAUAAACUGCAACAUGAUCAACAGCAGCAAAUUAAACUGCAGCAAUCACAUCAUAUACUGCAGCAGCAACAAGCAGAACAGGAGCAGCAAAUGCAAUUGAAUCAGCAACUGCAGCAUGAACAACAAAUGACGCAAGAGCAUCAGUUGCAGCUACAGUUGCAACAAGAACUGCAAUUACAGCAGGAACAGCAGCUUCAACUGGAACAUUUGCAUCCGCAAGAGGUGGUGUUGCAGCACGACCCGCAAGAAAUUGUAAUUCAGCAUGCCGAUGAUGGGGAAAAUAUCAUGGGCGAUCAGCUGCUGGUACAAGAAGGAACGAAUACGUUCUAUGUUGACCUUAAGAAUAUCGUUACUGUAAUUGGUAGUCCGGAGGGAGAAAUAGCCGCUGUACAAUUGUCAAACGGAGAAACCUUGUUCGUAGCACAGUCUAUUGAUGGGAGCGAUGGUCGCGCAGAACUUUCUGAUCAAACGAUUCAAAUAGACGGACAGCAUCUGCUGCUGACAGACGCUACAGCACUGGAAGAAGGCAUCGAAGUACCAAGCCAAGAGAUACUUGUUCAAUCGCUUGAUCGAGAAGUUUAUCAAGAAGGGCAACUCAUCGGAAAUGUAUUGCAAAUUGAGACUUCGGAAGGCAUUAAGCUUGUAGAGCACCCUAUCGAGUACCAAUUAAUAAAUAACGCCAAAACGGCAGCAACCAAUGAAACUAAUGCCAUCAUGCCACCUAUUAUGUCAGCUCUGGAGAUUCCAUCAUCGAAGGGCGAACUUGUGAUAAAUAGUAAAUCCAAUGAAACAGGUUUGAUUGGACAAAAUCUCGACGACAGUUUAGCCGUUAUAGGUGUAACGACGCAAUCGUCGGCAGCACGGUCAUCUCUUGAACUUCCGAUCACAAUCACGAAUCCAGCUAUCGCGCCAAAGACUUCAAACUCCAUCAAUAUUAACAAUUUGUAUGGGACCGGUCUGCAGCAACAAAGUCAAAUAUCUCCAACAUUGUCGUCACAAGACCCGGGUCAAUUGACCUAUGAACUUUUUACUUCAACAAACGUGAUUACGCCCUCACAACAUAACCAACAUGCCAACAUAUUCAGUGAUGGUGGUAACUACAAAGGUAAUGAAAGUCGGACCCCUCAAAUAUCAACUGGACUGGAAAACCAAUGCCUAAAUGAGAUUAUCCUGCACUCGGGAUCAGGAGCCACGAGUCGAACUGGCGGCAUUAUACAGCAGUCGAACGAUUACAUUAUCAGUAGUGAGCAGGUAUGUGAUCAAUUUACUGUGGUGGAGAACCAACCAGCGAGCGAAUCUAAUGCGGUUUACAGCAAUCCAACCAGAUAAUAUUCAAUCAAUUACUAUUGACUUAAAUUUAAGUGAUUACUCUAACGUCUUAAUUUCACUCCCUUAAACUUACUAGACUAUGUUUAAGUUCAAUGUUCACUUCAUACAGUUUGAUUUGCUUCUUGCACAUUACUACUGUUAGGAACGAAAACGUAAACUAAGUAAAACGAAGCAGAAAAGGUUCGAUUAUAUCAUCUAACCAGAAUACACGUGUAUGUAUUGCCCUUAUAUAUCCAACCCUUAUCGAUGGAGUUAUUCCUCUUAUUUAUCAUUUCCUUGAACCCAAACAUUUCUCUACUUGCUGUCACUGGAAUUGCGUAAGCACGUUAGGAGCAAUCAAAAUGUCCACCGAUUGUCGGUGUAAAACGAGAAUUAAAAGCGUCCUCUUUGUAACACAAUAUCCGUUGCAAGUUUUCCGAAGUCUCUCUCGUCAGAAAGUGUGAUUGACCGUCAUAUUGAGAGUUGUACAGAGUGUAACCCUGUGCACAAGUGGCUUCAAUAAAGCAGAUGUUGUCUCCACGAACGUUCAAAACUCAAUUGCUUUGCGAGACUGUCGCAAGUGGAAUAGGGAAACAUGGAUGAAAAUCUGGAUGCUGGUUAUCGCAACAAUUUGAAUUAUAUAAAAGUGUUAAAAAUAGCAUUCGAUGUACAGUUCAAAAGCACUUGCGUAUUUAUACUAUAAGUAAAUAUAGGAGAAAUGUAACUUCAAAAGUUGAAUCAUUCGCUUGUCAAAGGUAAAGCAAAAUUUCAUUAUUUUUCAUUUGAACAGCAUAUUUUAUUUGGACGUUGUUAUUUACAAAAGUAAGCAUUAUUUUCUAUUCGUCAGCUAUGUUAUCGCUUGUUUUCCCGAAAGAAAUGUUCUAUAGCUCGUAGUUUGGUAAUGUAUUUUAUAUAAUAAUAUGGAAACGUGGAUUACAUUACUCUUUAACAUAUUAUAUUUUUAAAACUUAUGAAAGUAUAUAUUUAAUAGGUAAUUAAAUAUAGAAAUAUGAUGUAAACUGAGUCUUUCUUUCUCU
Messenger RNA from Hermetia illucens (black soldier fly), 10231 nucleotides. Its product is annotated as protein split ends. The transcript is spliced from 8 exons. Bases 552 to 9215 code for a protein of 2887 amino acids. Lineage: Eukaryota; Metazoa; Arthropoda; Insecta; Diptera; Stratiomyidae. The record is from RefSeq and is a predicted model, not a curated record.